Drosophila pseudoobscura is the source of this 862-nucleotide messenger RNA. Its product is annotated as succinate dehydrogenase assembly factor 2-A, mitochondrial. Bases 191 to 673 code for a protein of 160 amino acids. The record is from RefSeq and is a predicted model, not a curated record. Gene Ontology annotation, biological process: mitochondrial electron transport, succinate to ubiquinone; protein-FAD linkage; mitochondrial respiratory chain complex II assembly. Gene Ontology annotation, cellular component: mitochondrion. Lineage: Eukaryota; Metazoa; Arthropoda; Insecta; Diptera; Drosophilidae. The transcript has 3 exons.
ACUUUUCCACCCCAUUUUUCGUAUCCCCAAAUCUGCUCAGCUGGGCUGGCGACAUUUGUCAAGUUGUUUUGAUUAUUCAAAAUUAUAAAAAAAACUAAUUUGGCAAAAAGUUUGAAAAACAUAAUAACAGAAUACUCGUUAAUCUAAUAUAUACGUUAAUAUACAGCUCACGUUUUUUUUUUUUUGCAAGAUGUUGCGUCAAUUAAAGCUGACGUUGAAUAUUUCCCGAUGGAUUUUUAUGCCCUGGCAGCGCCAAGCCUCAGCCUCCAGCAGCCAGGUGCCGCCCUUCCUGGCCCCCAUUAGCGACGACGUGAUUGUGGACUACGAGGAUCCGGAUUACUUGCCGCUGCCGGAGUACCCGGUGCGUCCCAACGAGCCCCUGGAGACACGCAAACAGCGUUUGCUCUAUCAAUCGCGUAAGCGUGGAAUGCUGGAGAACGAUCUACUUCUGAGCACCUUUGCCGCCAAAUACUUGAAGGACUUCAGUGCCGAACAGACGGCCAUCUAUGACCAGUUGAUAAAUGGGGUCAGCAACGACUGGGACAUAUACUACUGGGCCACCGAGGUGAAGCCCACGCCCGAGGAAUACAACACGGAGAUCAUGAAGCUUCUCAAGGAGCACGUGAAGAACGCCGAGCGUGUCACUCGUUUUCGUCAGCCGGAUCUGACUUAGUGAGGGGCAUGUAAUGGUCCUGCUCCUACACAGGACAGGGGAAAACAUGGUCUUGGCAAGCUGACACGCGACUUGCCUUGUCCAUGGUUUCCCCCCACCAGAGCCCUCCAAUCGAAUCCAAUCCUCUUAGCUGUAAGGACUAUAAAUUAUUUAUGCAGUCGAUUAAAAAAACAAUACUUUGAAGCUUAA